GAAGCUUUGCUUUAUUACCAGGUGGUGCAAGGGCCGGGCGCAGUGAGCACCGCGCGCCACUGGGUGGCGCUGCCCACUCGGCCCGGCGCUCGGGGAGGCGCGUGGGGGCCGAGGCCCGGUGCGCACCUGCCCCGCCUCCUCCAGGCGGGCCACGGGGCAUGCAGCCGGUCGGGGGCGGGGCUCCGAGGCCCGGACGCGGCCACCGGCUCCCCCGCACCCUCCUCCAGCUGGACCCCGUCGCGCUCCUGAUGCUGCUAGUGGACGCCGACCCGCCGGAGUCCGUGCGCGGCGGGGCGCGCGAACUCGCGCUCUUCCUGACCCCCGAGCCCGGGGCCGAGGCGAAGGAGGUGGAGGAGACCAUUGAGGGGAUGCUCCUCAGGCUGGAAGAGUUCUGCAGCCUGACUGACAUGAUCAGGAGUGACACUUCACAGAUCUUGGAGGAAAACAUCCCGCUCCUUCAGGCCAAAGUGACAGAAAUGCGUGGCAUCUAUGCCAAAGUGAACCAGCUAGAGGCCUUCGUCAAGAUGGUUGGGCACCACGUCUCCUUCCUGGAGGCCCACGUGCUUCGGGCCGAGCGGGACCAUGGGGCCUUCUCGCAGGCUCUGCGGAGAUGGCUGGGCUCCGCCAGGCUUCCCUCCUUCGGGAGCGCCCUGGACCCCCGACUCAGUAGCCACGGUGGUGCACGCAAGAUCCUUAGAUCAGAUCGGCCCUACCGAAGUACGCUCUUUGCCCAGCUUGGGGGAUGUGUGUGUGUGUGUGUGUGUGUGUGUGUGUGUGUGUGUGUAACUGGAAUGAGUUGCCAGCAUUUAAAAACCACAUUUCACAGAAGCAUCUGUACUUGUCUUCUGUUGACAAAGCAGAGGUCUGGGUUCCUGAGCAGCAUCCCUGCUGAGCCACCAUCUGGCCCAAGCCGCCCCUGUGGGUACCUGCCCCAGGGCCUUCGAGUUUCCUACCCCAGCGGAGCACAUAGUAGGUGUUCAGUAAAUAUUAAUCAGCAGAUGCUCUUCAGGCUUCCGAGGCCCUUGAUGGCCUCCCUGCUGAUUUCCUGGGAGGCGGUCGGCAGGCUGUGCUGAGCUGGGAUGAGUGUCUGGGCCUGCCCCUCUCCCCUGCAGCUUGGGGCCGCCUCUUGGGUUUUCCUGGAGGUAAUGGAGGCUGUGGGCGGAGCAGCCCUGCCCAGGCUGGCCUGUAGGAGUCAGCAGUGCCAGGCUCGGUGUCUCCUCCCCUCCAGCUCGCUUGUUCUGUGCACCCCCAGCUCCCUCCCCACCCAGUCCAGCAGAGUGGGGGGGAGGGUGGGAGGGAGGCUCUGGCUGGCCAGGGCGCCUCCCCCUCCCUCUGCCCAAUCCCCCUGGAGGGGUGACUCCCGGAAGGAGGCACGGCUUGGCUGGGGCUUUAUCUGGCGGUGGAGGCUGAGCCAGGCACCAACACAAAGAAGGCAGAGGAGCCUCCAAGGCUCCUUCUCCGGGGCCCUGAGCUGGCCUCUUCUUCUCCUUCUGUCCCGUCAUCCCUUGCGGUGGAAAUGCAACACGAGCAGAUGGCAAAUAUUAACGCAACAAAGGAGGGCUGAGUGGCGCUCGGUCCCCAGCCCCCCUACCCACCAGCCCCCCGCGCUCCCCACCACACUGGCCCUCCGUGAGCUACGUACUCACACGUUCAUGGAUCUGCUUGACUCCGGAUGUUUGGUGGCAUGUGUGCUGGGGAGGGACAGAGGGCUCCCAGCAUGCUGGUUUGCGAACCAGAUUUUUUUUUUUAAAACAUUACAUUCUUGUUGAGGUUUUGAGGACGACUGAGAAGAAAGUUCCUUUCAAUGAGAAGGGGUUUCUAUCUCAAGGGGGUCCCUUCAUUGAAGCCCACGUGGGAGCUUUCCAACUUCUCCCUGGGGGGUGGCGCACGGCGCGCCCUCUCCAGCACUGCCACCAUCAGCCUCGGUGCCCACCCCCAGCAUCUCUGUGACCGCAGCAUCCCUGGGGCUGGUAGACACCCUGCCCUUUGCACAUGCUGUUCCCCUGCCUCGAAUACCCUCCCUGGUGAUGCUGAUUCAUUGCUCAAGGCCAAGUUGAAUGUUACCACACCUGGGAAGCUGCCCUUGCCCCCGCCACCCCAGGCAGCAUUCCUCUGGGCUCCCCGUUUCCUGUCCAUCCCCUGGUGUCCUAGCGGGGUGUCAUCUGUGUCUUCCCCUGUCAUUCCCCCAGACUGAGAGUUUCUCAAGGGGAGGGACUGUCUUGUCUUUGACUUAGUGGUAAGCAGCCAGAAGGGCCAGUGGGAACCAGUACCCUACCUGCCCUGGCUGGGUCCCCCCACGCCCACCUGUCACUCAGGUUCUUACCAUGUCCGCUGUACGGAUGAGGAGACAGACUCGGGAGUUAGAACGCUGGACUUCGUUCCUUUGACUCUAGAGCCCUAUGUUCUUCGUGCUCCGGGGGUUGAAAUUCAGACACUGGGGUCCGGUUGCCCUAAGUGUGGCACUGGGUGCCGGGCAGGGACUGCCGACGGGACAGGCGGGUGCCCUCAACGCCAGCCCGGAGCUACUGCUCAGAGUGGCCUGACCUUGGCCUUCUUUUAAAAAGGAGAGGUUGGGAAUGCAGAUUUUUAUGUGCAAUCAGUUGAUUUGGAAAAUAAAUCUGAGGCUCAGAGAAAUCUCAGGGAACCUAUUGGCCCCCAGGCCGCCUACAGAGCCUGCCCAGGUGUGGGGUCAAUGCCUGUUGGCUGAGGGAGUGGGAGUGUCCCCCUCAAGGUCAUCCUUCCUAGAUCCCCCUCUCCCUGUUUCUGGUUAUAAGGCACUGCCCCCGCCCCUCCCCAAGUGUAGACCAAACUCCUGUGGUCCUCAGAGGCAGGUAUUUGAAAGCCUGGGUUCAGACCAGGGUUCCAUAACCUUGAAACUACUGUCAUUUGGGGCCAGAUCGUUCUCUGCUGCGGGGCUGUCCUGUGGGUCGUAUGAUUUUAGCAGCGUCCCUGGUCUCUGCCCACCAGAUGCCCCUAUUUAUGACCAUCAUAAAAGUCCAGAAAUUGCAAAAGUCCCUGGAGGCAAAAUUGCCCUGGGUUAGGAACCUUCUGCUGGCCCAGAUGGACAGUUCUCAGAGCCAGACAGUGGUAUGUGGGACUCAUCAUCGUCCUCUCUUUGCUUUCU
Lutra lutra (Eurasian river otter) is the source of this 3124-nucleotide messenger RNA. RefSeq names its product breast carcinoma amplified sequence 4 (gene BCAS4). The record is from RefSeq and is a predicted model, not a curated record. NCBI's taxonomy places the organism in Eukaryota, Metazoa, Chordata, Mammalia, Carnivora, Mustelidae. The transcript is spliced from 5 exons. Gene Ontology annotation, cellular component: BLOC-1 complex. The coding region runs from base 159 to 1073 and encodes 304 amino acids.